Salvia splendens (bonfire salvia) is the source of this 831-nucleotide messenger RNA. RefSeq lists its product as uncharacterized. The transcript has 4 exons. Bases 268 to 657 code for a protein of 129 amino acids. Lineage: Eukaryota; Viridiplantae; Streptophyta; Magnoliopsida; Lamiales; Lamiaceae. The record is from RefSeq and is a predicted model, not a curated record.
UUUCAUAAUUAGACAUAAGUGCACCGUCUACAAAUUAAGGCGAUAAAUUAGGUUGUAUGCACUUUGGAGCCACUCAGAUUUUAAUUAAAGUUAAAGGUUUGACAGAAAUUGAUUUUCAUUGAUGAAUUAGACACGAGCUUUAAAAGAGUUUGUUUUCGAAGGAUUGGAUUGAAAGAGUUGAUUGCUGAAUUGUGUGGGGAAGAAGAGAAGGUAAGAUGUAUAGGUGUUUAGGGCACAAUUGCAUAAACAUUUGAAAAGUUGAAGGAAAUGGGGAGGGCUCAGCGGCGCCAUAUAUUCAUAGCUCUAGGGUUCCUUUUGCUUGUGGGAAUCGCCAUUCACUUACGCCUUUGGGCUAUCCAUCGGAGAAUCUCUUCCAACGAUUCCCAGCUUUUGAGACAACAAUUUGAUCUUGCUAACAGAGAAGCUAUGGAUGAAUCUGCAGAGUGGAGAAGAAGGUUUGAUUUGGAGUUUGAUAAGGCUGCCAAGUGCUCUACGGAACUCGAACAAAUGAAGAAGGCCACUGGAGAAAAAACAAAGGUCCUGAACAAGAAAAUGGAAAUGUUGCAAAAGGAAAAUGUGGAUUUGCUCGAGCGAGUGGAGUCGUUGAAGCAAGAGCUUGAAUCGGAGAAACUAAAAUGCAGCCUGCACAACAUGUGAUGCCCGAUUUUGCUUGGCGCUUUCAAACAUUUUUGGAUCCUCGAAGCCCCAGACUCGAUCCGAUACCAAUGCUCAUUAUUUUGUGUUGUCAAUGCCGAUUGUCUUUGCAUUUGAACAUAUUUAUGAAUACGAAAAUGUUUGUCCAGCGGUAUAAACGAAUAUGGUUCUACUGCA